This is a messenger RNA of Olea europaea var. sylvestris, 1801 nucleotides long. Its product is annotated as zinc finger CCCH domain-containing protein 11. Gene Ontology annotation, molecular function: mRNA binding; metal ion binding. The record is from RefSeq and is a predicted model, not a curated record. NCBI's taxonomy places the organism in Eukaryota, Viridiplantae, Streptophyta, Magnoliopsida, Lamiales, Oleaceae. Bases 351 to 1436 code for a protein of 361 amino acids. Gene Ontology annotation, cellular component: cytosol. Gene Ontology annotation, biological process: cytoplasmic translation. The transcript is spliced from 8 exons.
UUCUGUACAGUUUUUUUUGUUAGAGAUUAGGCAUGUCAAGAAUUGAAAUGUGAGGGAUAGCUUUAUUGAAGAGACGAAAGUAGUUAACAAGAAACGUUACUUCAGUUUCCAUUAACGUUUGUAAGCUAAGACAAAUACGCUGAAAGCUUCGUUCGCGACUUAAUAGCGUCGUCGAAGCCGGAUCAUCCCGUACUGCCACUUAGCCUCACCCGAAACCCGCACUUUUCUGUCUGCACCAUAAUUUCCGAUCAAUCAAUUAGAAAUCGCGAAAAUCAAAUCCCUCAAGUUUAAGCUAUCAAUUGAUUGAUAAUUAUUCGAUUAGGAAUUAUCGAGAAUAUAAGAGGAAAAAAAUGCCUCCGAAGCAGCAAUCAAAAGCGGAUUUGGCGAAGAAGCAGAAGGUAGUCGAGGACAAGACUUUUGGAUUGAAGAACAAGAAUAAGUCCAAGAAUGUUCAGAAAUACGUUCAAUCCCUCAAACAAUCCGUCCAGCCCAGGCCUGACUCUAGCAAAAUCGACGCCAAGAAGAAGAAAGAGGAGGAGAGGGCAAAAGAGAAGGAGCUCAAUGAACUGUUUAAAGUUGCAGUGAGUCAACCCAAAGUUCCUCCUGGUGUUGAUCCGAAGUCAAUAUUGUGCGAGUUCUACAAAGCUGGUCAAUGUGCCAAGGGUUUUAAGUGCAAGUUCUCUCACGAUUUGAAUGUUCAGAGGAAAGGAGAGAAGAUUGAUAUUUAUAGUGAUAAGCGCGAUGAAGAGAAUGAAAAGGAAACAAUGGAGGACUGGGAUCAAGAGACGUUGGAGAAGGUUGUUCAGUCCAAGAGCCAGGAGUACAACAAGAAUAAGCCUACCGACAUAGUAUGUAAAUACUUUUUGGAAGCAGUGGAAAAAAAACAGUACGGUUGGUUUUGGGUCUGCCCAAAUGGCGGUAAAGAUUGCCAUUACAGGCAUGCACUUCCUCCUGGUUAUGUUCUAAAAUCUCAGAUGAAGGCUCUGAUAGAGGAAGAAGCUGACAAGAUACCCAUAGAGGAAGAGAUAGAAAACCAGCGUGCAAAGAUAACUGCUUCAACUCCUAUGACUCCAGAGUUAUUCAUGCAAUGGAAGAAGAGAAAGGUGGAAGAGCGAGAAGCUGGAUUGGCAGCACUGUGGGCAGAGAGAGCUAAGAAUGACCGUAUGAGUGGGCGUGAGCUAUUUUUGUCAGAUGCUAGCUUGUUUGUUGAUGAUGCUGAGGCCUAUGACAAAUACCAAAGAGAAGAAGAACCAGAUGCAGAGCAAAAGGUUGAUAAAGGUUCCUCCAUGUACGUGGCAAGUUCUUCCACUGCCACUACUCGUGAUAUCAAUGACGUUGACGACGACGACGACGAUCUCAAUAUGGACGAGCUAAAUGAACUGGAAGCUAGCCUUUCAAAAACAACGUUACAAAUCAGAGAACCAGGUGAUGUGUGAUGAGAGUAAAAAUAGAGUACACGCUUCAAUCCCAUUUCUUACUCAGGAAGCUGUUUAUGGAUAUUCUCAGCUCCGGUCAGGUUACCCUCGGAAGGGUAAGAGUAAUGGCUCCUGUUGUCAACUGAUGGUAUUGAUAGUAAAUUUUUUAGUCAUUGAUCAUUCCGAUCUUUUGUAGUCGGUUCAAUUUGAGCCAAUUUUCGCUAGUUAUUGAAGUUAAGAAGAGUCUUGGACAUGAUUGUUUAGCAGUCUUAUGGGUAUGGGUGUUUCCUUUUGUUUAAGUGGUUUGUCAACGAUUUUUGAGGAUAUUUGCAUCUAUAUGUCUCGGUUAACAAGAUUAAUAAUGAAUGACAUAACAUUACAUCUAA